CCCUCCUCUCGGGCAUCUUCACCGCCAGAGUUAAAUGUAUUCAGUGUUUCUGUGAUUAUUUUAGCUCAUUAUCUUCAGCAAGUGGCUCGUUGCGUUGCGCAUAAUUGCGGAAAUGGGUGCGGGAGUUCUUCAAGAGUAAAUGGAGCAGUAUUUUAUUGCCAUCCCGCCUGAUCUGCAGACUUCGUGACCCACAAAGCGAGACUAUAGGGGAUCCCAACAUUCCAUAGACUGGAAGAUUCUCUGAACUUGAUAAGAGAGAGAGAGAGGGAGAGAGGCUGCCUUAUAUAUAAGUCUUAUGCAGUGACACCAGAUAAGUGGCGAAGAGAGAAAAAGAGUAAUGGAGAGGCGAAAAAAACAGUAAGCCAAGAUGAUUCGCGAUAGGCUGAAGGAGUUUCGAGACAUCGCUGGCCUUGACAGUGAAGUGGUUACAAUUACUAUUGAUGGUGGUGAGGAGCAGAAACAGUUAUUGGAUCUUUUGGAUAAGAUUGGCCCACUUUAUUCAAAGUUAAAGGAUAUGAAGGAAACAGUCAUGGAAUUGAGAAGUUUAAUACAUGAACAUGACAACAGAGCUAAAUUAGAAGAUGGGUUUGCAAAUUUAAAAACAGAUGCAAGGAAAAUCCGGGCGCAGCUGGAAGAGAUCAAGCAAAAGGGUGCGAAAAGUUCAGGUGUAGUUCACCAUGCAGCAACAACUCAUCAUUUCUCACUCAUUCAUCACCUCACCUUAGUUUUCCAAGAACUCUCUGUGACCCAGGUAGAGACUCAGGAGAGACAUCGUCAGUAUUUGAGAAAAGAACUCAUUAUUACAGGUCAGUGUGGUAUAAAUGAAAGUGAACUGGACAGUCUGCUUGAACAGUCGACUGAAUUAUUCACUCAAAACAUUAUCCAGGAAACGCAGAUAGCGCGGCAACAGCUCCAUGAUCUUCAGGAGCGGCACGACGCUGUUAUAAAAUUAGAGAAAUCUAUAACGGAACUAUGGCAAUUAUUUCAGGACAUAGCAAUGCAUGUGCAGCAACAGGGUGAAAGCAUCAAUAGAAUAGAAAACUAUGUUUUUGUGGCCCAGGAAAAGGCUACAGGUGCAAAGGAACAGUUGGGACAAGCUUUAAUCAGCAAGAACAAGGCAAUGAAGAAAAAGUUCAUAUGUGCUAUAAUCGCGGGAGUGGCUCUCCUUAUCGUCAUACUCGUUAUCAUUUUCUCAUUUGUGUAGACAGAACUUGUAUGGUUACUUCUUGAGCAUACCACCCACGAGGCCUUCUCCCCUGUCAACACAGGUUAUGCCUGUAAAAUGCCGUCCAAGGACUCUGUUAAUUUUCAGGCAUAUCACAUGCAAGUCAUUUGGUGCCUUCACGGAUAAUGAUUUUUGUCACUAAAUUCAAGUCUGAUAUGUAAACAAAGGUAAAUUUAGUAAAUUUUGAUUAUUCAUCAUUGCUUUGAUACUGAUAUGGAGUGCCUUUUCAUUUUUACUCCCACAGAUUGAUUUCUGGGAUGUUUCCGCUCAAUAUUUCAUAAUAAGUGAACAUGACUGGAUCAUUGACAAUAGUACAGUAAUUCAUAUGAUACUGUUUACCUAAGUAACUGAAUCACUUUUGUAUUUGCAACAUGCAGUUAGCAUAUUUGAAGGUGCUUUUGAAAUGUGAAGUUUUGCUAUAAAUUAAGCCUAUAGAUCAUAAGAUGUCACAACCACUGUAACAUGAGUUACUACUUAAUGCAUAUUUUUUGCAGCCUGUUAGAACAGAGAUGAAGACAUUUGCAGCUUCAUUGCCAAACUUGUGUGCAAUAUUCACUAGAAAAAAUUUAAAUAUUAGGUAACUAUAAUGGAGACCAUAGAGUUUUUCUAGGAUUACUUAUGCUAAAUGACUGAAGACUUCUUUCAUGUCUUAGAUAUAAGAAUGAUCGGAAUUAAAACGUCUCCCGUACGUAGAAGGAAAAGGGUGAGUUAUUACAGCUCCAAAAUGCUGAAAUAUUAAGCAUUCUGAGCUAUAUAACCUCCAGGGUUAUUAUUUACACAUGUUACUGUGAUAUGCUUUUGGACGAGGUAAGAUCCAUGUUCUUACCUUAAACAUGAGUAGGGAUUCCUUCAUGAAACAUUUUAUAGGCAUCCUGUGUUAUUACAUUAAUUCUGUGCUCUGAUCAUCAAGUGUUCAAUUUUGCUUACAUUACAAAUAAACAUUCGACGCUCUUGGUUUGAUACCUGUAAACCUAAAACUAUUUUGAAUUCCUUAUUCCUACAUCACUAUGAAUUGUAAACAGAGACCCUUAAAAAAAGGUUACUGGAGAAUUAGUCAUAUUUAUGUCUUCUUAAAAUAUGAGGUCCAUUUUGAAUUCAAGCAAGAACAUUUUAUUUUGGUAUGUCUGAAGCACAGUAGUCAGAUCAUGCCAAAACUCAUUUCAUGCCAUUAAAUAUAAGUACAGUAUAAUUUUUUUCAAUGGCAAUAAGCUGUCAAGUACUUCUGAUAGUAUUUUGGGUAUAUCACUGUGCUUCAAAAAGGCUUUUAAAAGGUAAUAAUCAGUUAAGUACUUGCAGUUGACACUGAAUAACUUUCUUGUUUAAAAUUAACAAAGAAUUGUCAACAACUAGUCAGAACCUCAGAUAGCAGCUGGGCUUGUUGUCCUUGGGUUAGAUUCAUUUAUAGAAUUUGUCUGCAUUUUCAUUAAAUCAGUUAUCGUAGACUAGUGUCCUCUCAGUGCCUCUAUUAUGUGGUUGAAAAGCUGCACAAUAAAUAGCAAUUUUAUUGCAGUGUCUUACCGAACAAUUAUACAGCUGUAGGUUCCCUACAGCUGUAUAAUUGUUUUGUAAGUGUAAUAAAAUUUCAUUUUAUUAUAAAAAUUACAUAUUAGUUACCUUGCAAAAAAUAUUAAGUAUUCUUCUGUUGUAGUUACUCUAAAAGACCAAAUGUGUGUUUGCGUACUGAGAAAUGCAGAUUGAUAUAUUAUUUAAACAUCGGAACAAUUUAUUUCACAAACAUUUUGGAAUCAUACAUUAUGUUUGCUACAUGUUAAGCUUGCAUCUUGCAUAUGACAGUCUCCCUCCAAUCUGACUUUGCUUCUCUACGAGUUGCAUUUCUAAAUUUUUAUUUGGUAGGUGCAGAAUCUUAACUUAAGAACAGUUUUAUGGAUCUGGCCUUUCAAUAGUUAAGUGAAAACCUGAUGGUAUGUAUAGCAUUCACCCUACCCCACAGCCAACACCCAUAGUGCAUACAAUAGUCCCAUGUUAUCAGUAGCCUGUACUAAUCUAUCAUUUGUACAUAUUACUCAGUGUCAUAUACAUUAUCAUAAUAUAGCUUAGGAGACCUAACUGAUGCUCACAAAAUACACAAAUUCAUUCAACAUAUACAGUGAGGUCCCAUGUAGUUGUAGGAACAGACAUUUUAUUUUGAGUCCAAAUUGUUAUAAUUAUUGCUUUUAAAGUGUUACUAACACUGUAAUACCAUUCUGUAGUACACACACAAAUCCAAUUACACAUUUCUAACCACGAUUCUAGAAUGCAGGGGAAGUAUUCUUAGGAUAAAUAAAAUAUGAUGCAACUUCUUAAAAAACAACACUCAUAGCAUAAUUAUUGAAAGUAAGAAAAACUGAAGUUGGAGCUUGAGUUCUGAAAAAAGUUUAAGUUUUUCCUUAACAUGUAAGAUGCCUUCCAAGUUGUUCCGAUAUGUAAUACAAAC
Messenger RNA from Macrobrachium nipponense, 3659 nucleotides. RefSeq names its product syntaxin-1A-like. The record is from RefSeq and is a predicted model, not a curated record. Gene Ontology annotation, molecular function: SNARE binding; SNAP receptor activity. NCBI's taxonomy places the organism in Eukaryota, Metazoa, Arthropoda, Malacostraca, Decapoda, Palaemonidae. The coding region runs from base 368 to 1204 and encodes 278 amino acids. Gene Ontology annotation, cellular component: SNARE complex; endomembrane system; plasma membrane. Gene Ontology annotation, biological process: vesicle fusion; intracellular protein transport; exocytosis. The transcript is spliced from 10 exons.